Cokeromyces recurvatus is the source of this 990-nucleotide messenger RNA. RefSeq names its product casein kinase II subunit alpha. Gene Ontology annotation, molecular function: protein serine/threonine kinase activity; ATP binding. NCBI's taxonomy places the organism in Eukaryota, Fungi, Mucoromycota, Mucoromycetes, Mucorales, Mucoraceae. Gene Ontology annotation, biological process: protein phosphorylation; regulation of transcription by RNA polymerase III; regulation of transcription by RNA polymerase I. The transcript is spliced from 5 exons. The record is from RefSeq and is a predicted model, not a curated record. Gene Ontology annotation, cellular component: cytosol; nucleus; protein kinase CK2 complex. Bases 1 to 990 code for a protein of 329 amino acids.
AUGCCUAUAAAUACGAAUAAUUCUAAAAGUAUAGCCCGGUGUUAUGCUGACGUGAAUUCUAAAAUGCCCAAUUCUUAUUGGGAUUAUGAUAACCUUCAAGUUGAAUGGGGAAAUCAAGAUAAUUAUGAAAUUGUUCGUAAAGUAGGACGUGGUAAAUACUCUGAAGUAUUUGAAGGUAUCGACAUUACCAGCAACCAGAAAUGUAUUAUCAAAGCCUUGAAGCCUGUAAAAAAGAAGAAGAUUAAACGUGAAAUCAAGAUUCUUCAGAAUUUAGCAGGUGGAACGAAUAUUGUAGGUCUCUUGGAUAUUGUCCGAGAUCCCAUUUCAAAGACACCAGCUAUUAUUUCUGAGUAUGUUAAUAAUACCGAAUUUAAAAUCCUUUAUCCUCGUUUCACAGUUUAUGAUAUUCAAUAUUAUAUGUAUGAAUUAUUAAAGGCUUUAGAUUACUGCCAUUCAAAAGGUAUUAUGCAUCGUGAUGUAAAACCUCAUAAUGUCAUGAUUGAUCAUGAAAAAAGACAGUUACGUUUAAUUGAUUGGGGAUUAGCAGAAUUCUAUCAUCCGGGAACAGAAUACAAUGUACGUGUCGCUUCAAGAUAUUUUAAAGGACCCGAACUUUUGGUUGAUUUCCAAGAAUACGAUUAUAGUUUAGAUAUGUGGAGUUAUGGCUGUAUGUUUGCCAGCAUGAUUUUCCGUAAAGAGCCCUUCUUCCAUGGCCAUGAUAACUAUGACCAAUUAGUUAAAAUUGCUAGAGUUUUGGGUACAGAUGAAUUGUUUAGAUAUAUUGAAAAGUAUUCCAUUACGCUUGCACCAGAAUACAAUAAUAUUCUUGGUAGACAUUUACGUAAACCUUGGAAUAAGUUUGUGACAAAUGAUAACCAACGCUUUGUUACUGAUGAUUCACUUGAUUUCUUGGAUAAGUUAUUAAGAUAUGAUCACCAAGAAAGAUUAACUGCAAAAGAAGCAAUGGCACAUCCUUAUUUUGGUGAGUAG